GAGAAGGGAAAGGUACUAUAGGAGAAAGUAUAUGUGAAUUUGAUUAGCAUAAUCCAUUUGCAUGUUCAUAAUCUCAGAUUUUACAGAAAAAUAUGAAUGCAGUGGUAUUUGUACAUUCUCACUCUACCCUUGUUCAAUUUCCCUUUUUUCUUUCAUUCGGCAGGCAAUCCAGGCUGGGAAAACGCAUUUGCUCUCUCAAAGCUUUUUAAAUUUGGCAGAGACUGCAGAUAGGCCUUCACUGUUUGACUCACCAAAGGACUUUCAUCAGUUAACUGUUUCAAGCAUAAGAUCUGGUGAAAAUGGAAGACGUAGACCUCCCUGGAGAAGUUCUGCCUCAAGAAGAACAUCAGAGGACGAAAAUGAGACACCUCAAUCAUCCAAUGGUGAAAAAUCCAACUCAUCUAACCAGGAAGAGAUCAUCGCUAUGUUCCGACGAAUUCAAUCUGCAAUCUCAAAGGAUGAGUCUGUAAAAACUAAGAGAAAUUCCAACUUGUCCGAGGAUAAGACCUCACCUGAAUCAGUUCUGGAGGUUCUUCGCAAAUCAAGAAAGCAAGUGAAAGGUGAUGCAGACUCUCUUGUUAUUGUAGAAAAAACUUCGAACAAGGAAGGUGAUAAGGUGUUGACAAGAAGAAGACGUGUGGCUAAGAAAGAAAAACAACUACAGAAAAGUCCUCCAGUAGCAGACUUAAAGCCAACCCGGCAGCCAUCUAAGUUUGUGAGGAGAUCACCAAUACCAUCUCCAUCAACCCAAAGAGAAAGGAUGCUUGAGUUGAAUAAUGAAGCAUACUUAAAGCCAACUCGGCUGCCAUCUAAGUUUGUUAAGAGAUCACCAAUACCAUCUCCAUCAACCCCAAGAGAAAGGAUACUCAAGUUGAAUGAUGACGCAUCUCAGGCCAGAGCUGGAAGAAAGGAAUUAAAGUUGCCGAGAAUAGAGGAAAUGAAACUAACAGAACUUAAGGAUCUAGCAAAGUCUAGAGGAUUAAAGGGUUACUCGAAACUGAAGAAGAGUGAGCUCAUAGAAUUACUGAGGUCCUAAAAGAAUAUGAAGUGUUCCUGUGAUGAGAAAAAAUAGAACCAGGAGGUUGAAGUUAUAAAGGAAUGACAAAAGAAGCUGAUCUUCCAAUUUUUCAUGUGAUUUGUCAUUGAAGGUCCGUCUCUUUUGGUGCUAGUGUCUUGCUUUCAUUUUUAUGUUUGGUUGUUUGCUUCAAAUGUGUUUAACAGCUCUAAUUUUCAUGACAUGUAAAUUUUAGCUCCAUGAACAGAUUCUAUUUAAUUGAACCCUCAUGCAGUUAAAACAGCAUUAUGUACAAGGUGCCAAAUACCUCCCCUCCCCCAAAUUUUGAUAGAUGUAAGUAUUGCGUAAUUUUGAUAAUCUUGAACAAUUUCUACAGUUUUCACUUGUUUAA
Molecule: messenger RNA, 1406 nt
Organism: Quercus robur (English oak)
Lineage: Eukaryota; Viridiplantae; Streptophyta; Magnoliopsida; Fagales; Fagaceae
Product: SAP-like protein BP-73
Exons: 3
Coding region: 62-1036 (324 amino acids)
Biological process (GO): DNA-templated transcription termination
Source: RefSeq, a predicted model, not a curated record